AUGGAUAUCACGCGCCGUCGGAACAUGACAGCAGCGAUACCUACUCCACUUCUAAGAAACUCGAACAAUUUCGAGGACUUCGGGUGCUUCGACGAGGAAGAGUGUCGCUUCUUCCUGCGAGAAGUAGGCGAGCGUGUCGUGCCAGUCUACCCGUUCUCUUUUGGCAUGGAAGAGGUAUACAGCUUGAUUCUCGAGCGGUAUGGGUAUUCCGGACUGCCAGAUGCCACGAGCGUACUUCAAGAUCUGCUUGAAAGUGAUGGGACCGCAGGCGGCCUGGGAGACGACGGAGAUGUUUGGCGUUCGUGGCGACACAGUUGGAGACACCGAAAUGACGACGCCCUCAACCCCUUCAUUCCGAAGGUGGGAAGCUUUAUCUUGCAGCCUCCGACUCUGCCGCACGUUCGCAAGAUCAAAGCUCUUAACUUCAUUCGCAUGAGCGAAGAGUGUGAGAGAAGGGAGCAAGUUCGAGAUGCCAUUGUUGCUGGGAAGAGGAAGGCGCUCUGCGAAGUGUCCCCAGAUCGUGACAGAGUCAUGCCUGCACCAACCAGCAACACUGUCAAGCAGCAACAGUCGGAGGAGGACAACCUAUAUCGGCUCCCAUCCACAACUUACUCCCAUCAAAGAACGAGAACCUUGCUGUUAUCAAGCCAUGGUUCACCAACCUCCGGGCAAGAACAAUGCCAGAGACCUAGCACGGCUGAGGGUUCUGACAAGGCGCAUCAUUCUCCGGAGAGUUCUUCACAGCCGGGCCUCCCUGCGCUUGAUCCGUUGCUAUUCGAUGCAGACAUCGAUCCAUCGCUCUUGAUCACAUUUGGAAUGCUGUCUUCGGAAGAGAAAGGCCUAAGCCCUACCCUAAGAGGCGGCCACGGCGAGACAGUCAUUCUCCAGCCGGUCAGCUUCCAAGGCAGUCCAGCUAGUAAGAUCCAUGACACGGUUCUCCGCAACUCGCCUCUACCGCGUAUCCAGUCCAGCCCGUUCCGUGUCUUUACUCCUGAAACGCCUCGAAGUCACGUCAGAGCCGAUGCCAGCAUCCGCUCCAGCCGUGUUAUCUCGGAGCCUCUUCAGGUGUCAGUGAAAGGGGACAAGCAGUGUUCUGUGGAGCACGAUAAGUCAGUCGAGAGACGACGCAAGCUUUCAGACAGUCUGAGACCUUUUGUCCGCCGUCCAGCUGGAGACAACUCGGAGCGCAGCAAGAUAAUUCGUGCAAACCAUCGUCAAGUUCGAAUACUCGAUGGUGUCAUCCUUAAUCCCAAAGUCCGCAAGAGAUUGUCGUCGCCCCCAGUCACUGCCGUGGACGAUGAGGUGCACGUCGAGGACAAGAGAAAAUCUGGUGUGCGCCGCAGCCUUACGCCGGUGUGGCAGAAACGCGAUUCUUCACGGCACAGCUGGAUGGAGAUCAUGCGGAAUUUUUUUCGCACCGAAGCCACCGCCAGCCAGCCUGCAAAACAAUCAAAGCGUGAAUCUUCAAAUCUUUUUCAGCCUGCAGUCAGAUCUUCAACAACACCUCCAAGCCCUCACGCAAACGUCGACAGUCAGCCCGGUCAACGAGAGCAACCAUCUUAUCUCCUUGGACUUGACGGCACUGUUGAUCCUCGACCUUUUUUCUUUAGAACAAUCGUGUCCAAAAUGGCGAGAAUGUCGAGACUGGACUGCAACAAGCCACUCCCACUCAGCCCUCCUGGCAUCGCCCGCUCAUUGUCAGCUCAUCCGGGAUUCCCCAACGCCUUCCAGCCACGUCCUAGCGUUCCUGCUAUUCUCACUCGAGCCAACACUCGCGCAGAACUCAGAAAGAACCUUCAGGCUCUGACAACGCACGCCCUUCAGCGGAAGAACAUCCCCGACAAGUACCAGUUCUACCCAGUCUACAACGAGUUGGAAGACACCUUCGGUGAUCAGACAGCAGACCCAGCAAAGACCUUACAACCACCACUCUCAGCGCUCACUUACUCCAGUGUGACGAAUGCCAACCCUUUCACACGUCAAGAGAAUGUACCAGGUUCGCCCCUGCAAGCACAACCUCCGCUCUCUGGCAUUACAUACUCGAGUAUCCAGAACGCAAACCCGUUCAUGAACAUUCCGGAAACCCCAAGUUCUGGCUUCUGUCCUGUUCCGACCUUGCAACAAGGCAACCUGGACUUCACCCUGCCACCACCAGCGCCCAGACCGCACUUCUCGACCAUCAGCUCCCAGGCGUCGAACCUCAACCCAGCGGCCAAUGUCUUCACUCCGUUCAAGAACAUCAUGCGCAAGGGCAAUAGCACCAAGGGUAUCAACGACAAUGCGACCACGGGAGGAUCGCCAUCUAAGCAACACAUACGCAAGAUCAGCCUUGGAAAGCUGGGAAAUUUGUUGAAGAACCCGUUCAUGGUGGGCCUCUCCCCUCACAAGUAA
Molecule: messenger RNA, 2391 nt
Organism: Cladophialophora yegresii CBS 114405
Lineage: Eukaryota; Fungi; Ascomycota; Eurotiomycetes; Chaetothyriales; Herpotrichiellaceae
Exons: 4
Coding region: 1-2391 (796 amino acids)
Source: RefSeq, a predicted model, not a curated record